GCGAUUCCGAGCCAUCCUCUGAAAUCGACGACCAUGAAGCGCGGGUCCCAUGCGUCGCCGGAGCGGUCGGCCAAGAAGGCCAAGGCGCCGGACGCCGAGGCCUCGGGCAUCCUCCGCGACCUCCUCCUCAACAUCCAGAAGGGCCACGCGGAGCCGCUCCUUGCCUCGCUGCUGGCCUUCCACGACGCGAUCGAGUGGACGUCGCCGUUGGACUGCGCCGUCUUGCAGGCGUUCCUCGACAUCUCGCCGCGCGCCGACCAGCUCUUGGACCUCUGGGGUAGCUCUGUAUGGGUCGACGACAAGAAGCGCGAGCUGUUUGCGCCGCUCAUGGAGGUUCUGACGGCGGUCGCGGCGACGCUCCGAGCGACGAACGUGCCGGCGGCCGAAGCAUUCGGCCUCGCGAUCCUCAAGAACAAGAUGGAGUGGAUCACGAAGCAGCUCACGUGGUCCGACAAGCCGCGCAUCGAGCACGCGACGCUCACGCUCUGCACCGAGCUCGUCUCGACCAACGGCCGCCUCGCCCGCGAGUUUGUCCGGCUCUUUGAUUUUAGCGCCAAGUUCUUCGCCACGCUCAGUAGCCGCCGCGCAAAAGACGUGACGAUGCCCGACUCGAGCCGGACCUUCUCGGUGCGCCACAGCUUUGUAGCCUUUGUGCUGUCGCUCACACACUCCCACGACGAGCACGUGUACCGGUUCAUGGUCAAGGCCGACGGCCCGACGCACAGCCUCUUCAAGAGCAUCGACGGCGAUACGCUCGCAGACGUGACAGUGAUUCUCUCAAGUUUGGAGACGACUGUCCUUGCCAAGGCCGACGUGCUGCACAAGCACAACGUGCUCUCGAUGCCAGCGAUUGCGCAGCUGCUCAAGCUCCUCGAGUCGCCCGACGACGCGAUCACCGACCUUGCUAAAGCAUUUCUGCACCAACUCUUCUUUGCCGACGGUGCUUUGUACCACGUGAGCCAGAUCUCGACGCUGCCCUUCCUGACGAAGAAGGGCGCGAAGGCGCUGCAUUUGACCGAGGCCGACGAGGCGCCGACGUCCGUGGCGGCCAACAUCGUCACCAAAGUGCUCAAGUCGUUCAACAUUUCCGCGUCGCUCGGUGAACCAAAGCGCGAGGCGCUCCUGCUCGAGUUUCUCAAGCAUUACCCCGGCCUCGUGCUCCCGCUGUUCGAGUCGUACUUGGUCGUCGUCCAGCCGCGCCCGUCCUUCAAGUGGUUCUCGGCCGCGUCGUUCGUCUUGCAGGCGCUGCGCCUCCCGCUCACCCCGCUUGCGGCGACGCUGACCGCACACGUCGAUGUCUCGUGCCUCGACGGUCUCAAGCAGCUACUGCUGCCCGUAGGCCUCACCAAGAGCGUCCUCACAAAAGCGCUGCAACACACAGAUAUGCUCGUGGUGUACACAACGCUCAACCUCGUGGCCGUCGUCUUGGCCCGCGUCGCGACCGUCACGGCGCUUCUGUCGAACGAGGUGCGCUCGGUGCUCGAAGCCGACGUGCUGCGCGGGAUGCUGCCGCCGCCCGAGGUCAUGCUCACGCUCUGCACCAAGUACCGGCCGUUGGAGACUACGGACCACGCGUCGUCCAAGAUGGAGCUUGUGUGCGCGCGGGCCCUCGGCGUGCUCCAGGCGUACUUUGUCUACCUGCCGCAGACGAUGGGCGAGACGAAGUUUGACAUUUCCAAGCUGCUGUUGCCGUCGCAGGUCGCGCCGAGCUUGUUGGGCGCGCUCUUGCAGCUGCUCCGCGUCGCCGAGCCGCACCGCCUUGCGUACAUUGUGCACGGCGGCGACGCCGCCAAGUUCCAGUCCCUUUUGCGCCACUGCCUCAGCGCGCAGCCGGCGAUCGCGACGCUCGGACGCCACGUCGUGCGCCGGACGCUCGCCGCGCUCCAGAUCUUUGGCCUUGCCCCGGUGCACGACAACCACACGCCGCACGAAAUCGACGUGUGGCUCGCUCAACUCGGCCGGCAUCCGAACGCGCUUGCGUUCUUCGACAGCCUCGUGCGGGCCGUGGCCGCGAAUCCGUUUGCGUGCCCUGGGGCGCCGUCGGCGAGCCCCGUCACGCGUGCGCUUCUCUCGUACUUGAGCAGCGCCGAGAUGCCGCUGCAGCUCAAGGUCACCGACAUGGCGGCCGCCACCGCAUUUGGCGUCGCUGUGCUUCGUAACCUCCAAUCGCUCUCGGUGGCGCCCCGCGAGCUCGCGCCGUCGAAGGUCGAGCGCGACCCGAUCGGCGUCGUUGCCGCCUUUGUCGCAGCAUGCACGAGCGUCGAAACAAAGGUCGCCAAGUCGUAUGCACGCACGCUGACGCCCGCCACGUCCCUCGAGGCGCUGUCGGCUACCGAGUCGCUGGUCGUCACGGAGCCGCUAUUGAUCGCGGCCGUCGCGCACCGCUUCGUAGCGAUGGAGCAGUACUUGUCCACGCAUGGCACGGCCUCGCUCUUCGACUCGGACGUGCUGCGAUCCGGCUUUGGCAAGCCGUCGACCAAGAAGCGCUGCAUCGUGACGCACUUUUUCGCGACCGCGCCGACCCACGUCGUGCUCACGUCGCUCUUCCACCCGCACGUGCUGCUUCGCGGCGGCCAAAGCUUUGUACCAUCAACGUCGGCGCUGCAGUCGUACCUUGCAACGCGCUUGGCGACACCGGACGCGAGCGCGGCCGUCGCGGCCCUGGACCUCGUCCACAGCCUCGCCAUGUACCUUGCCCGCCACAAGAAGAACAUCGCGUCGACGAAAUCGUAUGUGAAAGCCAUGCGCGCGGCCGUCACAGCGCUCCAGCAGCUCCUCGUGCACGUGGCCAUGGACAGCGUGACCCUCCACGCGUCAUUUUGGCACAGCGUGUGGGCGCACCACGCCGAAGUGCUCGCGAUCGUCGCGACGUCGGACGACGCCGUGCUCCGUGCCUGGGCGAUGCUGCCGUACGCCCUGGCGUCGCUCUUCCCCGAGGCGUACCUGCCCAAGCUUCUGACGCCGUGGGGCGAGACAGGGCCGCUCGCGAUCGCGAUGGCCACGCACGCGUCGCCAACCGAAGUCCACGACCUCCUUGACGCGAUGCUGUCGACUCCGCGUCCGAACGUGCGCCUCGUGCUGCAUCUUCUCGAUCUCUCGGCACACGCGACGCUGCCCCGCCCGUCGCUCUUUGCGCGCGUCGUUGCGAUUGCGCUCGGUCACCCGACGACGGUGUCGCCCAAGGCGUGGCUGCUGCACUACAUCCAGCAGCACCACGUGGCCGACAAUGCGCUCUUGGCGUCCGUGUUUGACUUGUGCUGGAGCGACGUCUCGAGCGUCCUGCAUCUCUCGCUGCUGCAAGAGCUCGUCGUCAAGAACGCCAAGUGCCGACUCGCAUUCGCGUCGCUCCGGUCGUCGAGCCAGCUCUUGAACGAGGCGUCGCUGCCCGGUGUCUUGGCGGUUGCGGCCACGUACCUCCAGUCGGCGCCUCUCUCGUCCGACUGCGUCGCUUGGGUGCGUGACAUCAUUGUGCCCACGUGCGUCGACGCGAUCCUCAACGACGCCAACACUUCCAUGACGUCGCUUGCGUCCGUUCUGGAAGCGCUGCCGGAGCACACUAGUAGCGGAGACGUCGACUUUCUCGUCGACGGGCUGCUCCAGAACAAGGGCAAAUCGCUGUCGCCGGCGCAGCUCCAGGUCUUUGUGCUCGCGACCAAGCACUACGACCUGGCGCCACACGCGUUCAAGCUGCUCCAGUUUGCGCUGCAGCAGCUGUCGCGCGCACCCCAUGGUGUCGCAGGUGACGCGAGCGCGUACAUUGUCGAGACGCUCCUCGUGGCCCACGUACGCGACAUAAAGAAGCUACCGACGAUCGCCGCGCAGUCGGUUGUCAAGGCACUCGUGGCGAACCACGCAUGGCUGACCGCGCCAGCUCUGCACCGCGCGAUCAAGACCAUGGCUGUGCUGCUGCCGGUCGACUUUAUGCCGCUCGCCCGUGUCAUCGUGACGGCGCUGCCGCAGCUGCAGCUCGAGUCGACGCUCGUGGACGCUUUGGCAGCGAUCCUCGCGACGGCACCCGACGGCACUACCGACGAUUUAGUCGAUCUGGCGCUGCUCAAGGCGCUGCUGAGUCGGUACGGUGCGUCCUUGUCGCCGGUCGACGUGGCGCUGCAGAGCGUGCUCUCGCUGCUCGAGACCAAGUUUGACGUACGCUUGGAGACUGCGCACUACUGCUUUGGGCGCGCCAACCACGUCGCCUCGUCGUCGCUCUCGAGCAUCAAGUCGCACUGGCUCCUCGAAGAGAUCGAGCCGGCGCGCAUGCGCAAGAGCAUCGAGUACUUUCCGCUCCAACGGUCGUUCUCGGGCGGCGCCGUCGACGACGACCAAGAGGCGAGCGUGUACGACCCGGCGUUCUUCCUCCCGCUCGUCGCCCACACGCUGUCGACGAGCCACAUUCCGGACAAGCAGCUCCUCCAGUCGGGCAUCCUCGGGUAUGCGAUUUGCGCGCUCUCGGCCGAAGACGACACGAUCCGCGCGUAUGCAUAUGGCAUUGUGGCGUCGGCGCACGAAGCCAUGAGCGUCACCGCGCGGUCGCACGAUUUUCACGAGCGGCGGCAGAUCCACUUGCUCCUCGAGACGCUCAAGAACGGCGUCCGGUCGACGCACGAGCGGCUGCCGUCGCUCCUCACGGUCUUUGCCAACGACGCGAUCUCGGUCCUGCUGCGCCCGGGGCACGCCAUGUACCCGCUCAUCAACGCGUUUUUGCUGGCGCGGUCGGCGCUCGACACGACCGACGUACCCAUGUUUUACACGCUCUUCAACUCGAGCGCGACCACGUACCGCCAAGAACGGUCGUGGCUCCUGCACAUUAUCAAGCGCGGCGUCCGGCUCAACAUUGACGUCGACCUGCUCCAGCGCCGCCACGUGUUUGCCAUUCUGCUCACGUUCUUCGACUCGCCGCUUGCGGACGCGUACACGCAAGACUUUGUGCUGCACAUUCUGAGCCGGUCCGUCGCGACCCCCCACGGCGUCUUUACGCUCGUCCACAAAUUUGGGCUCCUCGCGUGGCUCGAGUGCGCGCUGCUCCGCCAUGCGAGUAGCGACGUCAUCGUCCACUGGCUCCUCUCGAUCGCGACGACGGCCAUCGAGGCGUACGAGUCGGCCGAGAAGAACGACGCCAAGUACCGGCUCAACGUCGUGACGCAGCUCCAACAGCUUUGCAAGUCGAUGAUGCAGCUUGCGUCGUCGCUGCCCGCGACCUGCACACCCCUUCUUUCGCGGCUGCUGUCCCAGUACGUGGCGUUUGGGCUGGCGUCGGCCGACACGGAUCUGUGGUUUUCGCUGGACCUUGUCGAGAGCUUGGUGGCCCGCGCGACGGUGGACGAGGCGCGUGACGUCGCACAGCUUGUCGCUCGCUGCUUUGCGCGGGUGCCCGACGCGGCGCGGUCGAUGCAGUUUGCGCCGGCCACGUACGCGCGCUGGGCGUCCCUCAGCGCUUUUGUCGGCGCGCAUCUGAGCGGCGAUUUGCCGCAGACGUUCCCAGCGACGCUCCACGUCUUGCUGGACGCUUCGCCGGCGUUUGCGUCUGCCGUCCACAACGAUUUGCCGCGCGGGCAGUUGCACGUGUGCCUCUCGUAGGCAUAUUCGCCUUGGUUAAUUUCAUUUUCUCUCGAUA
Messenger RNA from Saprolegnia diclina VS20, 5614 nucleotides. RefSeq lists its product as hypothetical. Gene Ontology annotation, biological process: maturation of 5.8S rRNA from tricistronic rRNA transcript (SSU-rRNA, 5.8S rRNA, LSU-rRNA); maturation of LSU-rRNA from tricistronic rRNA transcript (SSU-rRNA, 5.8S rRNA, LSU-rRNA). The transcript is spliced from 6 exons. NCBI's taxonomy places the organism in Eukaryota, Oomycota, Saprolegniomycetes, Saprolegniales, Saprolegniaceae. Gene Ontology annotation, cellular component: nucleolus. The record is from RefSeq and is a predicted model, not a curated record. The coding region runs from base 34 to 5577 and encodes 1847 amino acids.